Molecule: messenger RNA, 959 nt
Organism: Coprinopsis cinerea okayama7#130
Lineage: Eukaryota; Fungi; Basidiomycota; Agaricomycetes; Agaricales; Psathyrellaceae
Exons: 8
Coding region: 84-959 (291 amino acids)
Source: RefSeq, a predicted model, not a curated record
CUUUCCCCCACAACCAUCUCCCUACCCUCCCUUCCUUCCAGUUACUCCAGCCCGGCGGCUGUUGAUUUUCCUACUCGAUAACCAUGCGCAUCCAGCCCUUGUUCACCACUACCUUCCUAUUCUCCACCUUCCUCACCUCCUACGCUGCGCUCUUCACCAUCCAGGACCUCAUGAAGCACAGCGGCCUCACCACUCCUGGUCCCUCGGAGUACAACGAGGAAGGCUACAAGAUCCUCAACAAACUCCGAAAGAUGCUUCCUACCAAGACAAAGUCCAGGCCUCAAAUGCGGAUGACCAACGCCGAGAGGCUGAGGAAAAAGCUGCCCCUGAACCCACCCGUCCGAAGGGAUGGUUCCAGAAGGGUUGCGCCUCGACAGGCCUCCCCGCUCCCGCCUGUCGUCACGGAAGGAGGCGCUGGUGUCUUUGACGAGAACGGCGAUCUCAUCGGCUACGUCUCGGCUAGUUUGUCGCCUAGCGGGCAGAUGGUCAUGACCACCGAUGAAAACGACGUUCUUAGUUUCGUUACUGCGUACCAGCCUCCCGUUGCUGGUGUGUCUGAUUUUGCGCGGAUUACGAUGGCGAAUCCCGAUUUCCCUAUCGUUGGGGCUAUCCAAGGACGAGACAACUCUGACGCGUCGAUUGGGCCUGGCUCUCCCAACUAUCUAUACGUCGGCGGUGUCGAGCUACCUGGAACUGUGCCUGAAUCCCCUGGCGAAGAGAUUGGCAAUACGUACACGGACGCGACUGGUAUCGAUCGCCUUGUCCAAACUGAUAUCUGGCAAGUUCAAACUGCUACGGGGAUGGUUAUGGCGCGAUGGGUGAAUCCUGAUGGGUCCAUCGUCAACGCCAAUGCCUACAUGCAAGGAAAUAACAUCUACCUCCUUGGCGACCCCGAUGCGUUCCAGGCUGUGUAUCCUGAUCCUAUUGAACCCAUCUCCAUUCGUGUGCUCCAAGUUUAG